UCAGAGGUCUACAAUGUCCAAGAGGCCCCGGACCUUCAAGCUGCGGACGCUGCACAGCCAGGACAAAUACGGGGUGGCGGGAAAGAACUGCCAGGAAGUGUUGCAGAAAGGAUGUCAGAAAUUCCAGCUUUCAAUUUCUGGCUGCCGCCUGUGUUUGUAUGAAGAUGGCACUGAACUCACAGAAGACUACUUUCAGGGUCUCCCUGAUAACACCGAACUCAUGCUUCUGACCCCUGGGCAGACCUGGCAGGGCUAUAUCAGUGACAUCCAUCGCUUUCUCACCAUAUUCUACAAGCCACAGGCAGAUGUCAUUCAAGCGGCUCAGAAACUGCUCUCUGAUGAGCGGGCUCCCUUGAGGCAGAAGCUUCUUGCCGACUUUCUUCACAACGUUAAUGAAAACAUCCAGGCAGAAAGCCGAGAGGAGGAUGGGCCGUGGUUUGAAGGUUUGGAGUCCCGAUUCAGGAACAAGUCUAGCUAUUUGAGGUACAGCUGUGAGAGCCGCAUCCGGAGUUAUCUGAAAGAGGUGAGUGCCUAUGCGUCUACCCUCGAUCCCAAGCCUCGAGCAGAGUAUCUGAAAAUCAUUGACCGUAUGUAUGAGAAACUGAAAUCGGUACACUACAAUGGCAGUUACUUUGAUAGGAAAGACAAAGGGAAAGAGCGUCUUUGUACAUCAGAAGGAUGGUUCUCUUGUCAGGGUCCUUUCGAUUUGGAUGCUUGUUUGUCUACACACUCCAUCAACCCCUACAGCAACCGAGAAAGUCGAAUUCUCUUCAGUACAUGGAACCUAGAUCACAAAAUUGAAAAGAAACGCACCAUCGUGCCCACCUUGGCUGAAGCUAUUGCUGAGCAAAACGGGAGAGAAGUAGACUGGGAAUAUUUCUAUAGCCUGCUUUUUACCUCCAGUAACCUCAAAUUGGUGCAUAUUGCCUGCCAUAAGAAAAGUUGUCAUAACCUCAGCUGUGAUGAAACCAGGAUUUAUAAAUCCAAGAAGCAGGUUGUCAGGAAACGUGCUGUCCGCCGACGUCGCUGACCUUUCUCCCAUUGCUUUCCUAGGUUUUAGAGGCAGAAGGGGACUUGGAGAACACUUGCUCCAUUCCCCUUGUCUUACAGAAGAAGAAACAGGUUCAAAGAGGGGAAGGAGCAAGUAUUUAUUAAGUGCCUACUGUGUGCCAUUCUCUGUCCUAGUGCUGGGGAUGGAUACAAAGACAAAAAUGAAAUAUUUUCUGCCCUCAGUGAGCUUGCAUUUAUCAGAAGAAACACUACAUGUACAUAAAAUGAUGUAAAAAAUAAAUUUCUGUUUGGGGAGGAAGGAUUAAUAGCAGGGGACAUGAGCAAAGUCUUCCUGUAGGAGAUGGCAAAUGAAGGGCUUAGAGCUGAAGCUAGGGAUUCCGAAGGAUGGUGGUAAGGAAAGUACAGUCUAGGCCCAGGGGACAAUCAGUGGAAAGUCAGGCAGUCUACCUCAUCUGCUGGUGCCUUAGUGCAGGACUUCUAUAAAGGUGCUACUUUCUGCCUAUCUGUCUAAUUCCAAGGAUAAAAAUGUGUAUUGUGCCCAAUUCUCUGUGACCCAAUUUGGGUUUUCUAGGCAAAGAUGCUAAAAUGGUUUCCUCUUUUUACACAUGAGGAAACUG
Molecule: messenger RNA, 1628 nt
Organism: Sarcophilus harrisii (Tasmanian devil)
Lineage: Eukaryota; Metazoa; Chordata; Mammalia; Dasyuromorphia; Dasyuridae
Gene: DFFB
Product: DNA fragmentation factor subunit beta
Exons: 7
Coding region: 14-1030 (338 amino acids)
Biological process (GO): apoptotic DNA fragmentation; apoptotic process
Cellular component (GO): nucleus; cytoplasm
Molecular function (GO): DNA endonuclease activity
Source: RefSeq, a predicted model, not a curated record